This is a messenger RNA of Chanos chanos (milkfish), 2071 nucleotides long. RefSeq names its product pre-B-cell leukemia homeobox interacting protein 1a (gene pbxip1a). The transcript is spliced from 6 exons. The record is from RefSeq and is a predicted model, not a curated record. The coding region runs from base 8 to 1807 and encodes 599 amino acids. Gene Ontology annotation, cellular component: membrane. NCBI's taxonomy places the organism in Eukaryota, Metazoa, Chordata, Actinopteri, Gonorynchiformes, Chanidae.
UGAAGUCAUGACUGACAUUAAACCAGCCCCUGAAGUUUGCCCUUCCCUUGACAUUCAUUCAGAUGUAAGCCCUAUCCCUGAAAGUCCACCCCUAGUUCCCUCACCCUCUGACUCCCCCUUUGACUUUGGCUCCACACGAGAGAGUCCAGCCCCUGAAACCCUGUACCCAGAGACCACAGGCACGGCUCCUGCAGAGGAGCGCGAGAGGGAGGAGACUGAACUAGCUGAAAAGCUGACAGAGGUGGUCAAGGAGCCAGAAUCUUUAGGUGCAGAUUUUGGGGUGGACAGGCCUGCCGUGGAUGACGGGUUAAGGCUUCGACAUGCGACGCCCGCUGUUGCUCUGAGGAGAACCUCAGACGAGGAGGACGAAGAGGAGGAGGAGGUGUUUGUCCCUCCCAAGAGAAAAGAGGAGAAACGAAGCUUCUCUCUGAAUCAGCUGAUUAUCGGUGCUCUGGUCCUCCUCUGUCUCGGCUCCCUUUUCUUCUCUGAUGAUUCUGAUGGUGUGGAACUGACUGAUCAGGAAGUCCUCAGUAAACUUGACCAGGAAAAGAAACAGAUUGCUGUUCUGGAAGCCCAGCUACAGGCCCAGAGAGAGGAACUGGACAAAGCUCUGAAGAUGGCUGCAGACAGUGCAACCGCAGAGAAAGAAAACACCAAACUGAAAGAGCAACUGUCCGCAUUACCCGGCCUGAAGGAGGAGCUAGAGACACUGAGGUCCCGAGUCAUCGAGCUAAGACAGCUCACAGCUGAAGAGGAGACCCCCGAGCCAACCUCCAGCUCCUCCCAGCCCUCUGCCGACAGCCCCGGAGAAGCAGUUGUGACUCCCCCUCGCCCCGACAGGUGGCAGGAUAAGAAGGAGAAACUCCAGAGACAGAAGAUGCUUUUGGAGCAGAGCAGGAGGAGGCUGGAGGAGAUGAAGAAACAGGGGGCGUAUAAGAAGGGCGUGAGAGAGAUGGUGGAGAUGCAGAGGAGACUCUCGGAACAGGUGGAGCAGCUGGACAAGAGGGAGGGAAGGAGGAGGAAACACCAGGAGGACGAGAGAAAAAAGAGAGAGGGCGGCUGCGAGCGGGAGAAGAAGAGACAGGGGAGCGGCUGUUGGACGCGGGACGAGAUGAUGAAGAGGAAAGACGAGAAACACGGCAGAGACAAGCGCGAUGGCGGAUGGAAGGAGCAUGACAAGACCUCCCACUCUCGGGAGCACUGGAAGAAAUACCGAGAUCAGUGGGAGCAUAAGAAAGAUGAGAGAAGGAUGGAGAGAGAGAAUAGAAAGAAGGAGAGGCCCUGGCAGGCCAGCCGCCGCCAGACAUCUCCCCAUCACCAGCACGACCGUCAUCAUCAUCAUCAUCAUCAUCAACAACAACACCACAGCCAUCAACAGUCCCAGAAGGCCCAAAACAACAAGCUCCACAGCUUCUGGAGACACCAAGAAGAGAAACUCAGGAAGAACCAGCGCCCCCCAGAGGGUUGCCGCGGUAUUGCCAAUUGUGCCGCAGCGGAAGGGUUUGUUCCUGUGCAACUGGCUGAAUUUCAGCCCGUCCUGGACCAGUACCUGGGUAAGCUUCAGGGCCUGCCCUCUGACAACGAGGAGGCGCUCCGACGUCUAGUCGCCCAGUUUUUCAGCGGCGGCACCUUCGCCCAUGACCGCAUGAGCUUCGGUGAGUUCGCCGAGGAUGUGGCGGACGUACUGGAGGACCUGGCCGACAUUUUGGAGGAUGAGGAGUGGGGAGGCAGUAAUGAUGCUUUGGAAGAGGAGAUGGAGGAGUUUGAGAAAGAAGUUUUGUGGAAGUUUGCCGCGGCCACUGCUUAGAACAAAGGAAGAGGAUUACAGAGAAAAUUAAAAACAACAACAACAACAACAACAACAUCAAAAAAAACAAUCCAAAAACCAGAUGUGAUUGUAAUGAUCUGUCCCACCCUGUGAAACAUUUGUGUAAAAAGAGUGUUUGCCUUCAGUGAAGUCUGAUCUACCUCUGUUUGGUCCGUUUUUUUUCUUUUUCUUUCCCAAAAUGCUGUGCUCGCCUGUCCUGCUGUGUGUCGCCUAAAUAACCGAGAGAGUCGACUGUCCAGUGGU